GUCAUAUGCAUUUAUCUCCACUCUGAUGAGGGCUCAGACGUGAUAUCACCCCUGGUUCCCUAUCCCUGUAGGAGCUGGUGUGAGUGCUACAUGCCGCCUCCCCUCCAUUAGCCACAGCUAUUGGAUUUCCCACCCAGAAUCGUUAGGUAAAUGAGAUCAUGAUUCUGGAAGGAAGUGGUGUAAUGAAUCUCAACCCCAGCAACAAUCUCCUCCACCAGCAGCCAACCUGGACAGACAGCUACCCCACGUGCAAUGUUUCCAGCGGGUUUUUUGGAGGCCAGUGGCAUGAGAUCCAUCCUCAGUACUGGACCAAGUACCAGGUGUGGGAGUGGCUCCAGCACCUUCUGGACACCAACCAGCUCGAUGCCAGCUGCAUCCCUUUCCAGGAGUUCGACGUCAACGGCGAGCAUCUCUGCAGCAUGAGUUUGCAGGAGUUCACCCGGGCGGCGGGCACGGCGGGCCAGCUCCUCUACAGCAACCUGCAGCAUCUCAAGUGGAAUGGCCAGUGCAGCAGUGACCUGUUCCAGUCCACACACAAUGUCAUUGUCAAGACGGAGCAAACUGACCCUUCCGUCAUGAACACCUGGAAAGAAGAAAACUAUUUAUAUGACGCCAGCUAUGGUAGCACAGUAGAUCUGUUGGACAGCAAGACUUUCUGCCGGGCCCAGAUCUCCAUGACAACCACCGGUCACCUUCCUGUCGCAGAGUCCCCCGAGAUAAAAAAGGAGCAAGACCACCCUGCAAAGUCCCACACCAAAAAGCACAAUCCACGAGGGACUCACUUAUGGGAAUUCAUCCGUGACAUCCUCCUGAACCCAGACAAGAAUCCGGGGUUAAUCAAGUGGGAAGACCGGUCUGAGGGCAUCUUCAGGUUCUUGAAAUCGGAGGCUGUGGCUCAGCUGUGGGGAAAAAAGAAGAACAACAACAGCAUGACCUACGAAAAACUCAGCCGAGCGAUGAGAUAUUACUACAAAAGAGAAAUUCUGGAGCGUGUAGAUGGACGAAGACUGGUCUAUAAAUUUGGGAAAAAUGCACGUGGGUGGAGAGAAAAUGAAAACUGAAUCUGCCAACACUUGGAACUCAAGCCAACACAUACCCCAGACAAUAGCAAACCAAGAAAUCCUGCACAUGCAUAUUUCAAAGACUACUUUUCUCUGAUAUUUAUGUACCAUGAGGGGGAACAGCAUCCGCUUCUGAUGGGAAGAAGGAACACUACAGUCGAUAAAAUUAUUUUGUUACUUUGAAGUAUGUCCUAUAUGGGGAACAAACGUACACAGUUUUCUGUGAAAUAUGACGCUUGUAUGUGGCCGUGAUUUAUUUUUGCCUCUAUUGAAGUUCUUUCCCACUGCAAGAAGAACAGGAUUGGUAGCCUUGUGCUUCCUGCUAAAAGAAAGAAAAAAAUAUUAGAGGGCAUUAAGUGUUUUUAUGUGCAAAAUGAUUAGGGAAAGGUGAUGUGUCUUCUGCUCUUACGGACCCACGUGGCCUCAUCAAGAGAGGUGGGUGUGGUUGUUAGCAUGGACCCCGAGGUCUCAGAUUGACAGGAUGAACCAGAGGAUGCUGGGAAGUUUAACCUGGGCUUUGGGAGCCGGUGAGUGGAGCAUGAAGCCUUCUGAAAUCCAAGUGGACUAUAAUCGCUGCAUAAUCACAGUACUUGCGAUGCUUAAAUCAGCGAGAAGAAUAAUGGUGGGGGCUUUCUACUCAUUCAAGAGUGAUUUACCUGAUGCCAAGGCUGUUUUUCUCUCUCCCCCUUGGAUGAUUGGCCGGUGGGGGGGAGGGGGGUGUGGAAACUUCAAUUGCCACCUCUGCUCACUUCUAGAUAUUUAAGAGAGGGUCUAGCCUUGGUUGUUUUUAUCCCAAUUGCUCCAAAAUAAAUGGGAAAAAAGGAGGUGGUGAUGAGUUUGCUCUUGGAGCCCUAUAGCCCCUGAGUAAUUCUUUGUUGUGCAUUAUUGGGCUGUUUUGUGCAUUGUAGGAUGUUUAGCAGUAGCCAUGACCUUUAGCCACUAAUUGCCAAUAGCACUCCCAUCCCCAAAGUUGUGACAUCUUCAGAAAUUGCCAGGUAUCCCUUGCAGGGCAAAAUUGUCCUUGGCUGAGAACCACUGAUGUAGCCAGUCAAGAUGAAGGUGGUGAUUUACUCUCAGAACAAAGCUAUGUGUAGAUCUUUUUAGUCCCUAGAGUGAAGUAAAAGCAAGACUGCAAAGUCAACCAAUUUUUAAUUUUUAAAAUGUUAGGGACGAUGGGAAUUCAGGAAUGGGACAUCUAGAGGGAGUUUUCGGAACCCCAGAUGAGAGCCAAAGUCAGAUGACAAACUAAACAUAGUAAUGUAGCAAAGAACUAUAAUAGAGGACAUUUCACUAGAAUGAAAAAGAAGAGUAAAAAUUAAAUUGCACCAGGAAAUGCUGAGAAAAGAGAGAGAGAGAGAGAGAGAGAGAGAAGAAAGGAGGAAAUGAGAGAGAGAGAAAGAGAGAGGGUUCCAGGGAAAAUCUUUGCACAUGUUAAUUCUUAUCAUCAUUCCUCUUUUGGAUAAUCUCUUUCUUGUCUCAUCUCGACUCAUCCCGAAGUGAAUGAUAUGUCGCCUAGAUUCAUGUCCAGAGGGAUAUUUUUGUUUGCUUUGAAAAGGAAAGACAGAAAAGAAAGGAAGAGGGAAGGGAAACAGAGAGCUCAGCUCCGGAGUUGUGGUUAGUAAGAAGUUGGGGAUUUCUUCAGUGGAAUUGUUGAGAGGUGCCUGGAGACUCAGCACUGGGCCCUGCAGUCUGGGAGGAACGUGAGCCUGGGGACACUUUGGAAGUGACUUUAAACACUCAGAUCCCUUUUGCACCUUUUCGUUUUGGUUUCCCGUGUCCUUGGCUUUCUCCCCGCCCCCCCCCCCUUUGCCUCUCUACCUUGAGCAAAAAUGUGGGGGUGAAGACAAUGGGUUUCAUCAGCUAAUGGACCACCUACCACCGUGUCUCACCCAGGGAAGGCGAGUGAUUCAUAGUCCAAGGUUGUGAAGUGUUUGUAAUGUAUUCAGAAGGUAGGAAGUAAGAAUUAAGAAUUUGUCCUGAUUAUGAUGAGAGCCGUUACGGACGGUGACCUUGGAGGCCCAGCUGAGGGAGAAGAUCUUCUGAAGUUACAACCAAGUCCAUUUUUAUUUCCACCUGCCUCGGUCACCUGCACGUACGUUGUCAAAUAACAGUUACUGAGGAAACUGAGGGAAAUAACAACGAGCAACACAGACCUGAAACAUGCCUGCGUAGAAAAACACAAGGUGCUUUUCCAAGUGAAGGAAAGAACUGUGAGGCCUUUCCAGCAUUUUAGCACUUUUCACAGGGAAUGAAUUAAACAUCCAAAUAUCUGAAUUGGUGUAAACGCAUGAAUGUUUGCACGUCUGCGUGCACCUGAACCAUGCGGUGUCAUUAGGGGCAUCUGCUCACGUGCUCUCUGCCUUUCCCCCCCCCCCCCCCCGCCCCGGCUUUUCCUGCUCUUCACCUAAAGUGGCUAGAUCCUUCCCGGAGUUCACCCUUCCCCAAACCUGUACGUUUCUCACACUCCUCCAAAUUGGCCUUGGCUCUUCCUGCACCGUCUCCAUCAAGAGCACUUUCUGGUAGGUAGUAAGUAAAUCUGGGGAGUACCGACUGGAACAGUUCUGCAGAUAAUUAACAGAUUGUGUUAUUUGCCAAAAGUGACGGUUUCUUGGCACCCGGUUCCUGCUUAAAUAGGCUGGAGUAUUAAGUUCUUAGCAUAUCUCUCUAUUGUCUUGGCUUGAGUUGAUGCAUUUUCUAUGUGCUGUUCGUGACUUGGAGAACUCAUGGCAAUUGGGCCAUGCCAACUUAGGGUGUGAACGGAAUACUUCCCACCACAGUAUUGCAAGGGAGAGCAAAAUCCCAGAGAGAAGCCAGCAUCGGGUGAAGCACCCUCCCCCCCCCGCCCCCCGCCACCUUCUCUUGAGGACUCAUAGCUUCUCACUCAAGAUGCUUAUCUGUGUUGGAUGCUUACAUGGUUAUCACACCUGGUCUCUUGAAUUCUCAAGGCUUGGGCUCUAAUUUGUCAUUUUCAUGGGAAUCCGAGGCAGGAAAUGUGUUGCUAAGACUUGGCCAGACUUAGAUAGUCUGAGACUCCUGGAUAUUUGACUUGAUGAAAUUUGAGCUAGGCCUUGGAUCCCAGAGACCUACACCUGCGGCUUCUUGAACUUGCCUUCUGACCAGGGCAGACCCAGGUGAUGAGUUUUCCUUUGAACAUGCCGGCCCUUCCUUAAAGUUCUUGUCUUUCUAGACUGUAAGCUCUUUGAGGGCAGGGACUAUAUCUUACCCAUAUUUCCCAGCACCUAGCAUGAGAUAGGUCCUCAGCAAACAUUUGUUGACUUAAUGAGCGAAUGUCUUCUGGAGGAUGUCUCCAUAUCCAUAAUUGGGAUGUGAAUCGUUUCUUCGCUGGAAUAGGAGCACAAUGGCCACAACUUCAAGGACAUGUUAUCUAUUAGAUGAACAUUCUACUGUGAGACUUUUUACUUUGCCUCCCUCCUUGUGCUGAAAUGAAACCAAACAGACAAGUUGUUUGGUUCCACAAGCCAACAUACAUCAGAGGAGAAUUCUGUUGCCUUAUUAGGAGCUGUGAGCCUUAUUUAGUACAAGAAGCCAGUAAUGGACCUUUGACCUGUUUUAACCAAUGAAGAUUAUGAAUGUGUUUAUACGAUGUAAAUUGCUAUUUAAGUGUAAAGCAGUUCUGAAUUUUAGUAUAUGGGGGUUGGUUUAUAUAAAAAUAUAUAUAUAUAUAUAUAUAUUUUGUCUUUUUGAAAAAUGCUGAGGGAUCUUUUGAUAAGGUUAGUCAUGCAUGUUAGACUUUAAUUUUGCAAGUGUGCUGUUUUUCAAAUGUAUACAAUAUAGGAGAAGGCAAAAUAGUAAGAGGGAAAGGCAAUUAUGUUAUUCUUCUAUAGUUACUGUUGAGUGCCUACUAAGUGCACAGCAUGGAAGCCAUCUACGUGAGGAGCUUCUUUAAUUAGACAGAAUGUACCAGAUGUUCCAUAGGACCCUGUUGCGUGGACACAUACUGUGUGAAAAAAGGGACAGCACAGCAACGACGAUAUCAGAGCUGAAUUAACUUCAGCUUUGGUUCUCAGGAUUCCAUUUCUGGAUUAAGAUAGCACUUGGUAAAACCCCACCGAGACUGUGCCUGAUGAGCCCCUGAAAUGUAUAAGCCCUCACAGUUAGCUUAAUUGGGAUUGAUCUUUCUGUAGGUAUCUGCAUAAUUCUUGCUUUUCUUCCCAUUUGGCUUCUGGGCUGACAGUUGGUGAAAAACAAUCCUACUGCCGCUAUUUUUUUUUUUUUUUUAAUCAGAAAUCUUGCCCUUUAUGUGAAAUUAACACUGAGUAUUUUUGUUUUAUGAAAGAAUUAUAUUUUUCAAAGUAUUGUUUUUUGUUUGAUGGGUCCCAGAAAACACUAAUAAAAACCCGAGACCAGCCUGCAAUUGUGUGUUUCAUGCUUCAAGGAGCCAUCCAAAACUGGGCUUAGAGGAAAUGCACUUAGUCCAUAGCAACAAAAUGCAUGUAAUGCUUGCAUAUACUUAAUUUAAUAAGCAUUUAUUGAGCAUCUACGAUGUGCCAGGCACUAUCCUAGACACUAAGCUAUGGUAGAGAAUGAAAGGGACAAAAUCUCUACUCUCAUGAAGUUCAUGUUUCAUGGAAUGGAAACAGACAAGAAACAAAAUACUAACAGGCAAAUAUUAGAUGUGUAGUAAAGAAAUGUAGAGCAAAAAGGAGUGGGAAAUGCUGGGGUGUAUGUAGGGAUGUAUGUAAGUUUAGCUCACAUUUCAGUGAAGACCUGCAAGAUGGAAGGAGUGAUGCACGUAACUGGAGGAAUGAUACCUUACACAAGGGACCAGUAAGUGCAAAGGUCCUGCGGUUCCUGACAUACGUUCCUGACAUGUUCAAGGAGCAGCAAGGAAGUCUUUUUGCCAGAGCCAAAUAAGCAAUAGUAGGAAAUGAUGUCAAAUAGGCACUGGCAGGUUAGAUGACAUAGAACUUGGAGGAUGUUAUGAAGGCUCCAGUUUUUCUUUCGAGCGAGGUGGGGAGCUAUGGAGAAGGGACAUGGUCCCACUUCUGGGUUAAAAGAACCCCUCUGGGUGUUGUGUUGAGAAUGAAUUGCAGGGAGGCACUCAAUGCUGAGCACACAUUCUUCCUGAAGGAUGAACAAAGGGAGGCAGAAAAGAUCACACAUCCGGGCUUCCGGUACAAUACUUACAAAUACGUCAAGCCAGUAAGUGAACUCUAGAGGUUCCUAACAUGUUUCUCCUGGGGCCCAGAAAGCCUCAGCCAUUUGGUUUAACUCUGUAAACAAUAACAUGAAACGAAUAUCUGACCAUUUGGAGAAGAUCCACGAUACGUUCUGUACAUACAUUAUUACAUUUCAUCCUCCUGUAAGUCCCUGACAUAUAGGUAUAAUCUCUAGUUUUCAAAGGAAGGAAAUGAAAAUCAUAAAGAUUCCAUGACUUCCUUAAGGCCACACAGCUAGUAAUAAGCAGUAAAGCUGUAAUAUUCUCUAGUUCAUCAGGAUCCUACCAUUACACAACACACGCACACACAGUUUUGUGGUUAAAUGUGUUGGAGUAAUACUGUGUUACGCAAUGUCCUACAGACUUAUUUACUGUAGGAAUUGUUAGAAUCUUUAUUAUGACAGUGCACACUGUAAAUCUAUAAGGCGGGGAAAAGGGUUCCCAAUUUCCCAAACAUAUCCAUCAACGGGUGAACGGAUAAAGAUGUGGUAUAGACAUACAAUGGAAUACUACUUGGCAAUGAGAAAGAAUGAAAUCCUGCCAUUUGUAGAAACGUGGAUGGAACUGGAAGGUAUUAUACUGAGUGAAAUAAGUCAGUCAGAGAAAGGACAGAUACCAUAUGUUUUCACUCAUAUGUGGAUCUCGAGGAACUGAACAGAAAACCAAAGGGAAAGGGAAGGGGAAA
Molecule: messenger RNA, 6925 nt
Organism: Leopardus geoffroyi (Geoffroy's cat)
Lineage: Eukaryota; Metazoa; Chordata; Mammalia; Carnivora; Felidae
Gene: EHF
Product: ETS homologous factor
Exons: 9
Coding region: 159-1061 (300 amino acids)
Biological process (GO): regulation of transcription by RNA polymerase II; cell differentiation
Cellular component (GO): nucleus
Molecular function (GO): sequence-specific DNA binding; DNA-binding transcription factor activity, RNA polymerase II-specific
Source: RefSeq, a predicted model, not a curated record